GCCAGUGAAYACUAGGAUUUCAUACACACAACCAUGGACGGUGGAGGCUGUACCCCAGGAUUCCUGCAUGUCAGAUGGUGUGAUCCAGUUAUUGGAGGGUCUUGAUGGCAGGUUGAUGGCCAGUCUGAAGGACGUGCUGGUAGAGAGAAACCAGCUGACCCUUGGCAAGGAGCUGGGCAAAGGAGAGUUUGGCUCCGUGUAUGAAGGGGUCUUCACACCGGAGGAAGGAGGUGACAUAAAGGUGGCUGUGAAGACUAUGAGAGUUGGAAUCUACAGCCRGGAGGACUUGCAUGAGUUUUUGAAAGAGGCAGAGAUUAUGAAGAACUUUGAUCACAAAAAUGUUGUCAAACUACUAGGAGUCACUUUACAGAGCGAGCAGGAUGCUUCUCUGCCUGUUCCUCUSGUAAUCCUUCCUUACAUCAAACAUGGAGACUUGCGUCGUUUUCUUAUUGCGACACGCUACGGUGACAUUCCCAUGUUUGUGCCCCACCAAACACUCCUGCGAUUCAUGAUUGACAUUGCAGCAGGGAUGGAUUAUUUGAGCUCACAGGGAUUUUUGCACAGAGAUCUGGCUGCUCGGAACUGCAUGUUGGGUGAUGACCUUAGGGUUUGUGUWGCUGACUUCGGCCUGUCAAAGAAAAUCUACAGCAGUAAUUACUACCGUCAGAAAGAAGCAAUACGUGUUCCGAUCAAGUGGCUGGCCAUUGAAAGCCUAUCUGAGUCAGUUUACACAACCAAAAGUGAUGUGUGGUCAUUUGGUAUAACUAUGUGGGAGAUUGUUUCUCGAGGAAAAACACCAUAUCCUGGUGUUCAUAAUCAUGAACUGCUGGAUCUGCUGUUGGAUGGACACMGACUGAAACCACCUGUGGACUGUGAUCAGAAACUUUAUGAAGCCAUGCACAGCUGCUGGGAAUCAGAACCAAACCUGAGGCCUGACUUCAGAGAUCUACUCAACACACUGACAUGUCUUUUGUCUGAGCUUCCAGUCCUGGAGGCCUGUCAUGAAGCCACAUACAUCAACCAAGGCUUAGAUGUUGCUGCAGCUGCAUCUGAGGAUCCUCAGACCAACUUAGCAGGAAGAUUGGAAAAUGAGUACUUACCUUUACCAGUGAGUGAAGAUGGAAGUGGAAACAGCCGCAGUCCCAGCAGGGAGCAUCCUCCACCAACGUGAAAGAAAUUCCGAUCAGUUCAGUUUAGUGUGGUGAGGACUACAUUUAUCAGGCUCUGCUUUGAGGCUGAACAAAAAUAAAUAAAUGACAGGAUUAGGAUCCUCAAGGGUCCCUGAGCACACAUUCUCAAAGACUUCCCACAUCUUUGUCACAGAUCAUUUUACACAGCUUUAAUGGAUUUUCUGCUAAUUGUUUUUUGAUACAACAUACUCAAACCUAAAAGUGAAAUUGACCUUAAAUGAGUGCAAACAUCUAGCUCAUCAGCCAAUAAAGAUUCUUUUGUUUGAUCACAAUUCAACACUUCAGCCUGUAAAAUACACUGUGGUACAUAUAUAAAGUUUUUUUUCAUCUCUGAACAGUGAUUUUGAGAUAGAACUGCUGAAUUAUGGAAGAAAACUAGAAAUUCUUUGGUCAAUAUUGUUAUUAUGAACACUGAAAACAAUACAUGGAGUUUGGAAAAAAAUGCAUUUUUUGCACUUUGCCGAAAAGUUACAUUUUCUCUCAACACUUUACUUUUUAAAUUUUGCUUAAAAUAACAGACUGAAUAAAACAAUUACCAAAAUAAACAGAGGAAACCAGCAAAGAACAUUUCCAUUAAAUUGUAGUCUUAAAAUAUUUGUUUUUCUUUCAUUAAGUCCCAUGUUAUACAGGGUGUAUCAGAAAAAAAUUAUACUCUCAAA
Messenger RNA from Austrofundulus limnaeus, 1849 nucleotides. Its product is annotated as tyrosine-protein kinase receptor TYRO3. Gene Ontology annotation, molecular function: ATP binding; transmembrane receptor protein tyrosine kinase activity. Gene Ontology annotation, cellular component: plasma membrane; signaling receptor complex. The transcript is spliced from 9 exons. NCBI's taxonomy places the organism in Eukaryota, Metazoa, Chordata, Actinopteri, Cyprinodontiformes, Rivulidae. Gene Ontology annotation, biological process: negative regulation of apoptotic process; phagocytosis; platelet activation. Bases 68 to 1171 code for a protein of 367 amino acids. The record is from RefSeq and is a predicted model, not a curated record.